This is a messenger RNA of Procambarus clarkii (red swamp crayfish), 3991 nucleotides long. RefSeq names its product cell division cycle-associated protein 7. Gene Ontology annotation, cellular component: nucleus. Gene Ontology annotation, biological process: regulation of DNA-templated transcription. NCBI's taxonomy places the organism in Eukaryota, Metazoa, Arthropoda, Malacostraca, Decapoda, Cambaridae. The record is from RefSeq and is a predicted model, not a curated record.
CAGAGCGCGGGAAAUCUUAGCUUGACGGCGGCCACCUCCUGCUUCUCUCUCCCUGCUGCUGCGUCUCCUGCUGUAGCUGUCCCGCCCCUCACGCCUCUCCUCCACAACCACCACACACCCCAGGCUCCCCACCAACCGCUAAGGCUGCUGGUUAAGGGUUGAAGGAAGGUUGCGGGAAGCGUCCAUCAUGUUGCGUGCUCAAGACCUCAGUGACUAUGAACUCCUGCGCGAGAAAAAUAUUCAAGACAGGCAGCAGUUGAUUGCUGCUCUUAUGAAGGACUUCCAGGAUUUCAAAGCUUCAGUAGCACCUGUUAAAUCUACAGCAUAUGUACCAAAAGUUAAAAAAACACAAAGCAUUGAUGAUUGGUCUCCACCAAAGCGAGAAUAUAGAAGAAGAAGCAGAUUUCAGCCAUAUCAUUCACCACCCCAAACUAGAUCACGGAGAGGAAGUCUUGGUUCAUCCACAGUGAGCUCGCCAAGUGAUUGGCAACAUCUGGAGGAUGAAGAAUCAAUGACCCAGCCAAUCUUUCUCAGGUUUCGCUUCAAAAAGGUUCAAGAGAUCCUUAGUAAUAUGUCGGAUGCAGAGGAGUCAGAUGACGAUGUUAAAUGCUAUGUUGAGGACAUGGAUGUAGAAAAAAUGAAACGAGCUGCCCGCAAUCUUUCAUCGUCAUUUAGCAUUUCUCCGAUUAAACGCACUAGUAUUGGGAGCUCUGAUAAUUCUGGAAGUGGGCGGAGGAGUAGGCCUAACGCUGUGUUUGAUCCUAAUGUUAAUAUAGUUAUGCCAGAGAAUGUUACCCCUUCAGAUCUAAGAAAUGUUGCUGAUCGCAGUGGAGGGAAGAUCUACAAUGCUCACAUUGGGACUACAUGUCAUCAGUGCAGGCAGAAGACUAUUGACACGAAGACCAUUUGUCGGUCUGGUGAAUGUUCAGGAGUACGUGGAUUGUUUUGUGGACCCUGUCUCAAGAACCGAUAUGGAGAGGAUGUCAGAGAUGCACUACUUAACCCUAAGUGGAUGUGUCCUCCAUGUCGAGGUUUGUGCAAUUGCUCUAUAUGUCGCAACCGAAGUGGGAAGAGUGCCACAGGAAUCCUCAUCAAUAUUGCUAAGGCUCGUGGCUUUGACAACGUGAAAGAUUAUCUUGAAAGUCUGAUCAAGUAGUGUGACUUGCCUUUAUUUUUAAUGAUUGUUGCAGAAGGUUUUUGCUUUUAAAUAAAAUAUUUUUUUAUGUAUGUUUUGACAGUCAUAUGUGAUCGAAAUUGAGAAAUAUUGGUUGGCUAUCAUUUUAUAAAUAUUUUUAUAGUUACAUGUGGAAGCACCUUGUGAAUAUGUACAGAAGGGAAGGGAACUAUCAGGGGAGGAAAGUGCCAAGCUAUUAACAACUAGAGCACUUGGAAGGGGUAGGAAUGGUGCCCAACCAAUUUGACGGUCGAAUAUGAAUAGAAUGAAGUUGUAUUAUAAUAAAUGGCUGUAAUACUAUUUGGUGUAACACAUAAUCGUAACUUUCAUAAGUAAACUGACCGUGCCUUAAAAGCAAAAAAGGAACUGCCUGUUUAUUUCUCUUAGUGAACAAAUUCAAUUUCUAACCUGCACUAAAAUAUCUUGCCUAGCUACCUUUUGUAGAUUGAGUCAGCUGUCAUGAGCUUGAUAAUCUUGCCUCUGCCCUUUUUAGGGUCUGGAGGACAUAUUUGUAGAUACUGUUAUGUUUACUUGUACUAAAGUGCUCUUGUCUAGGAUGCACAGCCUCCAUAAUUCAGAACCUCUGAAUGCUACAGCUCAUUAUUAACUUUGUACAGUUGUAAGUAACAUUUUAUUUCCAGCUACACUGCCUCUUUUAAGUUUAAAAUCAUUACAUUUUACUAUUUUCCCUAGAUAAAGAAUUGUCAAAUUUAUAUACUAUUGCUUUCUCAUCUUUGGUUAAUGUACUGUAAAAGCAAUUGCAUUUAUGUACAUCAUAAUGUUAUUGGUACAGUAAUAGUUUAUUUGCGAAAUCUGAGUAGUAAAACCUUCGAUGGAUUUCCUACAGUAAAUGAGUCUGGUUUCAGAAAAAAAAAUAAGUCAUUUGAUAGGCAUUGACCCUAUCUCUAUAGGAAAGGAAUGAGUAAGCAUCUCAUACUGAUAAGGAACCCAUGCAGGAAAAUAUGGUUACAGUAGUGAUUCAAGUGAUUACUUAACAGAUUACUGUUGUGUGAAAGAAACUUGUAGUGAAGUUUCCCCCUUCCCCCAAACUAGUCAUUGUUUUGUGUGCAACAGGUGCACGUUUAGCUUUUAGUUUUGUCAUUUGCAUAGCAAAUUGACAUAGGGUUCUUGCAUGAAUGAGAACACUGCUUGUGUAGAAUUAAUAGUAAUAAAGAUGCAUACCUACCCAGCAGUAGCAAAGAUUUAACAUAGUGGACACCAUUAGCACAAAGAUGCACCACAAAGAUGUAGUACAACAUAUGGAGAGAAAUAUGCUAUGAGGCUGCAAAAAAUAAAUGAUAAAUAACCCCCCCCCACCCACCCCUUCCCUGGGCAAUGAAUCUUUCAAAAACAUUGAUUAAACAUUACUUGAAAGUGUUUCCCACUGGAGAGGAUUAGGGUUCAAUCCCCACUGUUGUAUGUGUGAAGAUGGUUUUAUAUUUUUACCAAGUAUAGACAACAAAUAAUGUGCCAUACAGCCCUAAAUUCAGUAUAUCUUGGAUAGUAAAUGCUGGAAAAUUCCUAUUGCAUUUUAUUUGUACUAUAGGUUUACAUGGCCUAGCAUUCCAUUACGGUAAGACCAACAAAGUCUUCUUGGCUUGGUGCCUUCUUUUAUCCUAAGACCAAGUUAUGUAAUCAAUAAAGUGAUGGUUCUUGUCAUUGCAAGGUAGUAUAUAAUCUUCCUUUAUGAUAAAAAUUGCCUAGGAAGAUGAUAUAAAAAGUGUAGCACAACAUUGGUACAGUUGUACAAUUUACUUUUAUUUAGAUUAAAUUUUUCCUUAAUUUAUAAGAGUAAUUUUUACAUUGUGGAGUGAUCUGUAAAUAUUGGUUUUAUAAAGAGUACUUUUUUAUACAGUACUGUUCAUGAUUAUAUUCAUGUGUUUUGGUUGUAUAAGAAUUACACUGAUAAUAUAUAAGGUCACUACUGGAAUAAUUUGGGAUGUAAUACUGUAUGUGCCUUAACGAGAAUCAUGGUCAGUAGCGUGUUGUGGAUCUUUUGAAAGUAAUUUGAUAGUGUUGCGAUUGUAUUUUUUAUAUUUUUUUAUUUAUUUAUUAUUAAAUUAAAUUACUACUUUCAUUGGUGGGUAAAAUGCUGUACAUAUAUUCAAUGUGGAAAUGUACAUGUAUUCCAAGAGUAAAAAUACUUUUUAUAUAUAUAUAUAUAUAUGUGCAUCAGUAUUUUAACAGUAUUAUAGUUUUAUUACAAUUUAGUGAUGUGAACAUAGUUAUGAAAAUGUAGAAUUGUUGCUAUGGUAUUUGUAAUUUGUGUUAUGGAUGUUUUGCAAAAUACUUCAUUGUGAUUUGGGAAUGGUGGUGCACACUUGUGUUCUUUUACCUAAUAAGUUUAACAAAAGUAAUUCAACUCAAAUAAUUUUAAAAUGUACUGUAUAGCAAGAGGUGGUAUGCCAGCAAAAAUUCACUGUAUAUGUAAAUACAUCAUGAACUGUGAUUUUUUUUAAUAACUUAAUGACCAAAAGCAUACCAUGGGCAUGGUAAAAUGAAAAUGCCAUCAUGGGAGCAAAAGGUUGAGAAGUUAUUAUAUACCAAUGCAAGUGUGUUGCUUUUAACUGUUUCUGUAUAACAAGUGCAAGAAGCAUUUUGGUUUUUAGUUAUAGUCUGAGCAAUGAGAUGAUUUUGGAUGGCUGCCAAUUUGUUUAUGGCAGGAACUGCAAGGCGAGGUUUGUCGUUAACUGAAGUCACCUUCAACAUUAUCUUGCUAUUAUUUGUAUACUGUAAACAAAAUAUGGAGUGCCUUGUUGAAUGGGAAUGUAAUUUUGUUAAUACUGUGAGUAUAUUUACUACAAUAUUUUGAUACAA